This is a messenger RNA of Dentiscutata erythropus, 2475 nucleotides long. NCBI's taxonomy places the organism in Eukaryota, Fungi, Glomeromycota, Glomeromycetes, Diversisporales, Gigasporaceae. The record is from the annotation of a GenBank genome assembly.
AUGCAAAAUUCGGAAUCACUUUCUAUUAAUAUUCCGAAACCUACAAGUCGAAAGGCUUCUAUCGUUUCUGCGAAUAUUCCAUCAAGUCCUCAUUUCAUUCAAAAUAAUUUAAGUCAUGACUUAAAUGAUAUUCUUCGAGGUUUUGUUGAUGAAUUAUGUGAAAUUUUUAUUGAGGCAAGGCAACGUGGUAAACCUGAUACAAAUACUUGUAAACUUUUUACCGAUUAUUUAAAAUCAGAAAAUCAAAAUGUAGAACAAAUUUUUGAAUGCCUUUUAAAUAAUACUCAUAGACCUGAAUACACUGCUCUUUUAGGUUACUUUUAUUCUAAAGGAAUAGGAACUAAACCUAGUUUUCGUAAAGCUUAUAGUUUGUAUCUUUCUGAAGCUAAAAAAGAUUAUUUUAUUGCUCAAGAUUUAGUUGGUGAUUGUUAUUAUUUGGGUAGAGGUACAAUUAGAGAUUGUAGAAUGGCUUUUGAAUGGUAUCAAAAAGCUGCCGAUAAUGGAAGUAUUGGUGCUCUAACAAGUUUAGGAAUGUGUUACAUUUUAGGUGAAGAAGCUGCUAAUGACAGUUAUAAAACGACCAACAAACAAGCUCAAAAAAAUAAAUUACAAUCAAAAAAUGCUAAAAAAGCAUCUCCCGGUAAAAGCAAAUUAUCUAAGACUGCCAACACAGAUUCUACACGACGUUCAGAACCUUCAAACAAAAACAAUUCUUCAUCGAACAAUGUUAAAUCAUCGAAAAAUGUUAAUUUAAAUGAAAUUCCUUUAGAACCUUCUAACAAUGUCAAUUUACAUGAAACUCCCUCAGAAACUUCGAACAAUGUCAAUUUACAUGAAACUCCCUCAGAAUCUUCGAACAAUGUCAAUUUAUAUGAACUUUUUUCUGAAUCUUCAGUCGAAGAUAAUUUAUUGUCAAACAGUGAUCAUUUACAUGAACUUUCUUCAAAAUCAGAGGUUAUUGAUUUGGAACCUUCCGUAGAAAGCGAUUUAUCGUUGAAAACUAUCGAUUUACGCGAAUCUUCUGAAGAAUUUUCCGAAACUAUUAUUCCAGAACCUUUCGACGAAAGUAAUUUAUCAGUAGAAACUAUUGAUUGGCAUGAAUCUUCUAAAGAGGAACCUUCUGAAAUUAUCAUUCCAGUUGAAACUUGUUCAGAACCUUCUGUUGAAAGCGAAAUGUCGUUAAAAGCUAUUUGUUUACGUAAAUCUCCUCUUCCCGAGGAAUCUUCUAAAAUUAUUACUCCAGAACCUUCCGACGAAAGCAACUUGUCAUUUGAAACUACUGAUCUACAUGAACCUUCUUCUGAACAAUCUUCUGAAAUUAUUAUUCCAGUCACACCAUGUCCAGAACCCUCUGUUGAGAGUAGCCUGCCAUUAGAAACUACUGAUUUACACGAACUUUCUUCUGAACAAUCUUCGGAAGUUAUUAUUCCAGAACCUUUAAUUGAAAACAACACACCAAUAGAAACUGUUGAAAUCAUUAAUCAAGUCACGUCAUGUCCAGAACCUUCUGUUGAAAGUACCAUAUCGUUGGAAACUACUGAACCACAUGAAUACUCUCCUGUGGAAUCUUCUGAAAUUAUCAAUCAAGUGACACCAUGUCCAGAACCUUCAAUUGAAAGCAACAUACCGUCAGAAACUACCGAUCUAAAUAAAUGUCCUCCUGUUGAACCUUCUGAAACCACAAAUCAAGAGCCAGAACCUUCCAUAGAAAACAAUUCAUCACCAGAAAAUGCUGAUAUACAUGAAUCCUCUCCAAAAUCUCCUAAAAUUGUUGAUCAAGGUUCUAGUGUUGAAACAAAUCCAAAACCUGCUCCUACCAAGAAAAAACGUAAGAGAUGUUCAAAAUUGGAACAAGUUGAAAAACGUAUAAAUAGACGAAUUAAAUGGUAUAAAAAAAAUCUUUAUGAUGAGGUUAAUUAUGAAUUAUUGGAAGACUUUCCUGGUUGGUUACGCGGUUGCGAAAUGGAUAAAUAUUCUGCUUUAUUUGAAGGAAAGCGAUGGCAAGAUAUUGUAAAAAUGAAAUAUAAAGAUUUAAGAGAAUUAGGAGUUGAUCAUCAUGAGUCUGCAUGGCAAUUACAAUCAAACUUUUGGAUUAUUAACUGUGAUCUUGCCGCGAAAAAAGGAAAAACAUUACCUUAUAAAGGAGGUGUUGAUAGAAUAAAUAUAGAUUUGGAAUUAAUGAAUGAUUUCCCUGAAUACCUUAAGUCUAUUAAUAUGGAACAAUAUGCGCCCCUAUUCGCAGGAAAAAAUUGGAAAGAAAUUAUUGAUAUGGAUCAUAAAGAUUUGAAAGCUUUGAAGAUUGAAUCCGUCAGUCACAGAAUAGAUAUGGUUAAGCAAUUCUGGGUCAUGAGGCUUAAUAAAUGCGUUUUGAUUCCAUCUAAAAAAAGAACAAAAAUUCCUGACAUGAUUUCUGAAUUCGAAGAUCCAAAGGAAGAAGUCGUUCAACCAAACGAGUGUGACAAUAAACUCGAAUGA